AUGGCCGAAGAUUAUAAACAACUUUAUGAAACUAGGGAAAAUUAUGAUGUGAUUAUUUACACCGGUGAAGAACCUAAUUCUGAAGAAAUUCAUGCUCAUUCUUUGGUACUUCGUACUAGAUCAACUUAUUUUCGUGGGGCUCUUGCUUCUGAUUGGGCAAUAAAAGAUAAAGAUAAUGGUUGUUUUUCUUUCAAAAAACCUAAUAUCUCUUCAUCAAUCUUUGAACUUAUCCUUAAAUUUCUAUAUUGUGGGGAAGUAGAUAUUCAAGAUCAAGAAGGAGAAACGAUCUUAGAUCUUUUGAUUUCUUCGGAUGAACUUGGUCUUACAUCACUUAUUGACCAUGUUCAACAAUAUUUUAUUGCAAAUCAGAAAAGCUUUUUACAACAAAAUCCUGUAGGCAUGCUUCAUAUGGCCGCUCGUCAUGAAACAUUUAAUGAGAUUGGAAAGUUUGCUUUGGAGACUAUUUGUGCAAGCCCUGACAUUUUAUUUGAUUCAAAUAAUAAGUUUCAUGAAAUUAGCAUGCCAGAUUUUUAUCAUAAAGUAUUCCCAUAUAUGUCUAUUCUUCCACAUCAUCUAUAUGAUGAUAUUUUACGCUGCUAUAUGGUUCCUAACGCAGUACCUCUUUAUAAUGAAUUUCCUCCUAGGAAUAGACGCAUUUCAUCCCAUUCUUACGCGAUAUAUUGUCAUAGUGGUCAUGGACCAAAUUUUGGUAGUGGGGAUUUACAUCUUAAUGGAAAUUAUGUAUAUGCUAAUGGUAAUGGAUAUUAUCCCAGUAUUGGCACUCCAAAUGGUUCACAAAUUGAGGAUUAUGAAGUGUUUCAA
This is a messenger RNA of Dentiscutata heterogama, 822 nucleotides long. Lineage: Eukaryota; Fungi; Glomeromycota; Glomeromycetes; Diversisporales; Gigasporaceae. The record is from the annotation of a GenBank genome assembly.